AGCCUUCACUCGCAUCUCUCACGCAUCGAUCGCAAAUGUCUCCCCUCGCCGCCGCCCGCCUCCUCGCCGUAGCUCUGGCGGUCGCCGCCGUCGCCGCCGCCCCGCAUCCUUGCGUCACCUUCAUGCAGUCGUUCACGCCCUGCACGUCGUACGUAACGGGGCAAGGACCCUCGGUGCCGGUGCCAGUGCCGUGCUGCGACGGCGUGAAGUCCAUGGCCGGCAUGAUGACCACCCGCCCCGACCGCGUCGCCGCCUGCACGUGCUUCCAGGCCGCCGCCGCAAAGAUGCAGGGCAUCGAGUACGGCCGCGUCAUCACACUACCCGGUCACUGCAACGUCGACGUCAUGUUCGACUUCACCCCCGACGUCCACUGCGACACGAUUAAAGCGGCGGCGGUUGGGACGGGAGCCGAGGAGGAACAACACCUUUAAGAUCACGAAGCCAGUGAUCCACUUAUGAAUAAAAAGGAUUUGAAUCUGGAGCAAGAACAGGACUCCCUGUUCAAUUGAAUGUUGAGCUGAAGAACAAAAUGCAAUAAAUAAAGGAUUACAGAAUUUACUUUAAAAAACAUGUGUUGGUUUAGUGUACAUUGAUCUCCUCCUACUCAACCUUUGUGUGUUAGCGGCUUGCCACCGCGGUGGCCGGAGACGGUAGCACCGCCUCUCACUAUGCUCACUGCGGUGGUCGUAGUUGCCGCUGCCCCAAUAACACUAUUGAAGUAUCACUCAUCUUUGAUAGAGGUUUGAUAGAAAACAAUCCAAUUUGUCUUCGACCGCCUCAACUCAU
Zingiber officinale is the source of this 786-nucleotide messenger RNA. Its product is annotated as non-specific lipid-transfer protein P5-like. Gene Ontology annotation, cellular component: membrane. The transcript is spliced from 2 exons. The record is from RefSeq and is a predicted model, not a curated record. Gene Ontology annotation, molecular function: lipid binding. NCBI's taxonomy places the organism in Eukaryota, Viridiplantae, Streptophyta, Magnoliopsida, Zingiberales, Zingiberaceae. Gene Ontology annotation, biological process: lipid transport. Bases 36 to 431 code for a protein of 131 amino acids.